Polypterus senegalus (gray bichir) is the source of this 4016-nucleotide messenger RNA. RefSeq names its product sterile alpha motif domain containing 8 (gene samd8a). NCBI's taxonomy places the organism in Eukaryota, Metazoa, Chordata, Cladistia, Polypteriformes, Polypteridae. The record is from RefSeq and is a predicted model, not a curated record. Gene Ontology annotation, molecular function: protein binding; sphingomyelin synthase activity; ceramide cholinephosphotransferase activity. Gene Ontology annotation, cellular component: endoplasmic reticulum membrane; Golgi membrane. Gene Ontology annotation, biological process: ceramide biosynthetic process. Bases 182 to 1558 code for a protein of 458 amino acids. The transcript is spliced from 8 exons.
UAGACAGCGAUGAGUUGGAGAAGGCGUCGUUUUAUGAGGAGUACAUCUAGUGCUCCGUCGGGCCGUAAUACGGAAGGGAGAGCAGUUAAAAUCGAGUGAGUGCCUCUGGCUUGUCAGUAAGGUGAACUCCAGGAUAAUGUAGGGCACCAAACUUAGCACCGAUGAAGAUAGAACAGCUUUCAUGAGAACAGGACAUUCACCCUGCCAUAUCUGUAUGAUAAGGAGCCAGAAUAUACUGGUGAGGAAAUCUAACAGAUUGAAGAGGAAAGAACAGAGACGAGGGCAGACAGGGCAAAAUAUGCAUCUGGAAGGUAAAGUAAUGACAAUGAGUCAGCUGAGUAUACGCCGCUGGACAACCAAAAAUGUAGCCAAGUGGCUUAAAGAUGAGGGUUUCCGUGACUAUGUUGAACUACUGUGUGAAAAGCACAGGCUUGAUGGUAUUUCCUUAUUGACUUUGACAGAGUAUGACCUCCGUUCUCCUCCACUUGAACUAAAAGUUCUAGGGGAUAUCAAAAGGCUGAUGGUUUCAAUUCGCAAACUUCAAAAGCAGAACACUGAUAUUUUAGAAGAACUUGGUUGUGAAAGUUGGUCUGUUGGAUCUUAUGGACAUAGCUUGUCUUCUCAGUCAGCAAAUGAUUGGCUUUGUAAUGGUGAUCCUUCCCGAGACUAUGAUAAUACUAUUACCAGUCUAAGUAGUGAGCAGUAUCACCAAUAUUCAAAUGGGAAAAAUAAACAGCGAAGGCUUGAUCCUGAGUACUGGAAAACUGUUCUAAGCUGUAUUUAUGUAAUAUUUGUGUUUGGAUUUACAUCCUUUGUCAUGGUUAUAGUGCACGAGCGAGUGCCUGAUAUGCAGACGUACCCACCUUUACCAGACAUAUUUUUGGACAGUGUACCUAGAAUACCAUGGGCCUUUGCAAUGGCUGAAGCUUGUGGUAUUAUUCUAUGCACAAUAUGGUUGUUAGUAUUGCUUCUUCAUAAACACAGGUCUAUUCUGUUACGUAGAAUGAGUAGCCUCAUGGGCACUGUGUUUAUGUUGCGUUGUAUUACAAUGUUUGUAACAUCUUUAUCUGUCCCUGGUCAACACUUGCAGUGUUCUGGAAAGCUCUAUGGUGACAUGUGGGCAAAGCUGCAUCGGGCUGUUGCAAUUUGGAGUGGAUUUGGCAUGACCCUAACUGGAGUUCAUACGUGUGGUGAUUACAUGUUUAGUGGCCACACUGUUGUACUUACCAUGCUCAAUUUCUUUGUUACUGAAUAUACUCCAAGAAGCUGGAACUUCAUCCAUACGCUGUCUUGGGUUCUGAACUUAUUUGGCAUCUUCUUUAUAUUGGCAGCACAUGAACAUUACUCUAUAGAUGUUUUCAUUGCCUUUUAUAUCACCACAAGACUCUUUUUGUACUACCACACACUAGCAAACACAAGGGCAUAUCAGCAGAGUAGAAGAGCAAGGAUCUGGUUCCCAAUGUUCUCAUUCUUUGAGUGCAAUGUUAAUGGACCUGUACCCAAUGAAUAUUGUUGGCCUUUCUGUCGACCCUCAAUAAUGAAAAGAUUAAUUGGCUAGAAUCAUCAGCCUUUCAUCUUUUAUAGAUGUACUUUAACCCUGCACUAAUUUCCUCUCUCAGGCAAUGAGUUAUGCAAUGGCUCCUAUUUAGUGUAAUCUGUGCAAUAAUUGAUAUUGACAAUACAAAAUAUUAUAAUGUUUUGGAAAAUAAAACUUUAUAAUGGUCAAGAGAGUUCUCAUUUGGAGGACUGUCUGUGUCUGUUAACUGUAAAAUGUCUGCCAUUAUAUCAAAAUUCAACCUAGUGGGAAAAUAUAUAAACAGAUUGAUGUCACAAUUUCUUUCUUGGGAUAUGCUUAUUGUAUUACGAAAACUGAAAUUUCUAUUACCCAGUCUGUACCAAAUAUUGCAAAUGCAGACAAUACCAGGAUAUUUGUAAUGUUGAGGCAGUUCCUUUUAACCACUAUUUUUUUAGUGAGCAAAUCUUUUCUGUUUCUUUUUCAGAUGUUCCUGUUUAACUACAUUUAUGCAUGUCUUACAUGACAUAACAGUUUGCAUGUUAAAUAUUAUCUUGAUCAUGCAAUUUAAAAUUACUUCUUUUGACUUUUACACUAGCAACAAGGUGUUUGUUGAUGGAUACUGAUUAUAUCACGUCAUAGGUAAGGUGCUGCUCUUAUCAAGUAAAUAUCUGUAACACUGCACAUUAAAUGUCUUAACGUGUAUCUCAGAAUAUUGUAUUCUAAAAUGAAGUUUUCAUAACAAAUAUUUAGUUUUUUUAAGUGUUCUUAUUAAGUAUGCAGUUCAGUAAUUAAAAACUUUUCAUCAAUGCCAUGUUAUAUUUACUCUGACACAGUUAACAAAAAAGUGCUUUGUAUGUGGUAAGAUGAUACAUUUGUAGAAGUGUAAAUACACAUGCACAUCCACACAGAGAUAACAAUGUAAAAGUAAAACUUUCAUUACAGGCCUUUAAUAAUGUACAUUUCAAGAUAAAUCUGCUUAAUCAGUUAAUGUAUUUGAGCAUAACUAUUCAUUCUUUUCACCAUAGAUUUUCUGUCUUAUUAUUUAUUUCACAUACUGUAACAAAUGUUGUGCUGCCUGUCUUAAAGCCACGAAGAACAUUUUAAUGCCAUUUUUCUAGUCAUCAGGUAUUCAAUCUCUGUAUGAUAUGGGAAGGGAGGAUGUCUGGUUAUCUCUCCAAAGUAUUGUUUGAACAUCAUGGUUAUAUGACCAUGAUAUUGAAAUAUUUUAUAGUAUCUCCUUUGACGUAUUAUAUCUAAAGUUAUGUAGUAGGUUGAAUUAUGAGUUUUAAUAUAAUUUUGUUAAUAUUAAAAAAUUUCUUACAAUAACAGUUGAAAGUCUUCUAUAUUUAAUUGUGUACUGUACAGUAUGUUUAAGAAGAAACAUUUUAAGCAUCAGUUAUCUUUAGAAUUUAAUUUAUACUGGUAGUUAUUACCAAAUUGUUUACCAUUUUAACUUUAAGGUACUGACUGCCUUGAUCCAGUUUACUAAUUGCACUUACGUUUGUAAAAGCACUAUAUUCUGUAAAUGUUUACAUCAUUUUACAUAUUCAGUUUAUAUAUACAUAUAUAUAAUAUAUAAAUGUGUGUAUAUAUGUAUAGUAUAUAUGUACAGUAUAUGUUACAGUAUCCUGUUAAUAAAUUUGAGGAUACAGACUACGUUGCUAAGCAAUAUGAGUAUACUAGGUAUUCUUUAUUUAUGUAGAGUCUUCAGAAAACAAUUACUUAACUAAACAAAAGACAUUUCAAAGUCAUUAAUAGCAACCAAAAUUUCUGAAGGGGAAUAAACCUCUUAAUUGUUAAAAGAUCAUUCUCUUUAUAUUCAGUGUGUUACGUACUUUAAGCAUUUGAUUAUUCACUUUUAAAAAUGCUGUUCUGUGGUCCCCAGCAUACUGUAGAUGUUACUUGUCUUCACACCAUUUAAUGUGGCUGAUGCAAUAAAGGGUUACUUUUAGUUAUUUUUGCAGCCAUUCUGAUGUUAUUGAUUUACACUGUGACAUGAAGAGUAUUUAAGGUUUCCUCUGCUUCAUAUGCAGGAGAUAAAUAUUAAUAUAAGAUUUAGUUUAGGACCAUGUUUUCCAAAGUUAAAUGUCUAAGUAUUGUUUAAUUUUUUUUUAUAAAGUCACAAUAUUCCAAAUAAAAGCAAUGAAACUUUUUCCUUUCAAGAUACUCCUGGUUUCCUUUUCUGUGGGUCAGUAUGACCAAUUUAAUAUUAGUAGAUCUGAUGCAGCUGUGUAAUUAUAAAACUACAAAAUCUGAGUUUGUGUGUGUGUUUUUUUAAUCAAAAAUGAAGCCUUUAUGUUGUUUUACAAUUUAAUUCAAAUUAAAAAUUACAAUUUUUUUAAACUUUAAAAGUUUCUUUACAUUUUAUUUUCAGAAAAGGUUUUGACAAGUGUAUAAUGUUAACCCAUUGUGUAUUAAAGUAUGUGACAAUACAUGUGAAACAAUGUUUGUGAACCUGAAGCCAUCUACAAAGUCACUAAUAAAGUUAACCCCAUGAAAA